This is a messenger RNA of Marasmius oreades (fairy-ring Marasmius), 1576 nucleotides long. RefSeq lists its product as uncharacterized. Lineage: Eukaryota; Fungi; Basidiomycota; Agaricomycetes; Agaricales; Marasmiaceae. Gene Ontology annotation, biological process: NADP+ catabolic process; NAD+ catabolic process. Gene Ontology annotation, molecular function: NADH pyrophosphatase activity. Gene Ontology annotation, cellular component: cytosol. The transcript has 7 exons. The record is from RefSeq and is a predicted model, not a curated record. Bases 105 to 1550 code for a protein of 481 amino acids.
GUUCUCUUUCACGACGAGGGAAAGUAUAAGGUUCUUUGCGGAGAAAAAGCAUAACCGGUCCCCGUAUUCGCUGAUUCAUCAAAAGAGCGAUUUCUGCAACCACCAUGAACUACAAGCCCACGAAUUUCUUCAGCGGCUCCCCGUUGAACAGGCUUUCUUGGCUACGUCCAUCUCACAAAUUCUUGAACGCCAUAAUACUAUCACCAAAUACUCGAUGGCUUCUCUUCAAAGCCGGUCAACCUCUAAUUUCGUAUCGACCAACACCUGAAUCUGAAGAGAAACCAAAGAAGAAGAUCGUGUAUCUACCUACCCGACCUCUACUUCCUCUCCUAGGACCCUCUCCCUUCUUUGGACAAUCGCAGACUGCAGGCGCGUUAAUGUCAGAUUCAGACAUCUCUCACAGUACAGAAGCCGCUAGGCAUCUCGGAAUACCCCUAGUUUUUCUCGGGUUACACGAACACGGAACAUCAAGCUCGGCGUUGCCGGAAGCGGACUUCAAAGAAGACGUUGAAGGCGUCGUGAAUAAGCUAGAGGGAACUCCUUAUUUUGCCGUCGAUGUCGAUGAUCUGGAGGAAUCACAGAUUGAUGGUGUAUUGAAAGACUUGGAGAAAGAGCUCAAUGUCAAGUUUGAAUGGAACGAACCUCGAUCGGCGAUGGGUUUGAUGGACUCGUUCGAAGCAGCAGUGUUUGCCGAGGCGAGAAGUAUGGUUGACUGGAACUUUAGACAUAAGUUCUGUGCAGGCUGUGGAUCGCCACAAUAUUCAAUGUGGGGUGGUUGGAAACUUUCUUGCACCAGACUCCUUCCUUGGGGUGAUAACGACGUGGAGGGGAAGAAACCUUGUCCGUCUGGAAAAGGUCUCAACAAUUACACCCAUCCACGCACAGACGCCGUCGUUAUCAUGAUCGCUACAGACCAAACAGGCGACAAGAUCCUCCUCGGAAGAAGUAGAAAGUUCCCUAUGAAGUACUACUCUGCACUUGCGGGAUUCGUAGAGCCAGGCGAGUCCUUUGAGGAUGCUGUGAUGCGGGAAAUGUGGGAAGAGGCUGGUGUGAGGGUCUGGGAUGUUACUUAUCACUCUGCUCAGCCUUGGCCCUACCCUGCGAACCUCAUGGUUGGUUACUACGCGAGAGCAGAUUCAACGAAACCCGUUCGGACAGAUCUGGACAACGAACUUGUGGACGCUCGAUGGUACACACGAGAAGAAAUCUUCGCCGUGCUCAAUCACCAAACAGGGACCAGAUUAGAUUACAAGAAAUUUUCUCAACACGAAUCACAACAGGAUCAGGAACAGAUUCUGGCAAUCCAGAAACAGCAACAGCAGUGGCGGUUGCAACAACAACAACAACCUGGAGGGGCUGGGGCACUAGCUCAUUCACAUCCUCAUAUUGUUGCAAAGGAGCAAGCAGAGAACAACAAUGUACCCGAGGCAGUUCUUGGGGGCGAACCAGACUUUAGGGUUCCCCCUGCUACAGCUAUCGCUGGAGUGCUUAUCAGAGAUUGGGCAAUACAGAAUAUUACAUUCCCUCCUGUACAAGUUGCAAAUCUAUAAUCUGAAUGAUAAAUGUGUCGUUUCAA